Messenger RNA from Bufo bufo (common toad), 2598 nucleotides. RefSeq names its product solute carrier family 9 member A1 (gene SLC9A1). Gene Ontology annotation, biological process: regulation of pH; sodium ion transport; proton transmembrane transport. Lineage: Eukaryota; Metazoa; Chordata; Amphibia; Anura; Bufonidae. Bases 255 to 2573 code for a protein of 772 amino acids. The transcript has 12 exons. Gene Ontology annotation, molecular function: sodium:proton antiporter activity. Gene Ontology annotation, cellular component: membrane. The record is from RefSeq and is a predicted model, not a curated record.
UGGCAGUUGGAGGAGAGCUCAGAGAGUGAAGGGUGCGGGCAGAACACCCGCCUUGUCGUGAGCUGGGCACUUCUCUGCGGUGCACAUAUGCUCCUUCCUGUAUGGUGAAGUGUAGGUCAUGUGCCUACUGCCCUCUCCUUGUAGAGUCCUGCUAUGAAGCAUGCCCCGCGUGUACAGUGCCCAGGAUGCGCACGUCUAAGGGCGGUCUAGCGGGGUGUCCGUGCUGUGUAUGAGGCUGCGGUGCCCUUGUAGACAUGAGGAUUCUACCAGCGCUCCCCCGGUGCCGGUGGGCAGUGUAUGUGCUCUUCAUCCUUGUCCUGGUGCCCGAUCUACCCAGUCAUGCCAGCACUGCGGAGCGGGAGCCGCAGGGAUUCACUGACUACCUGCAUGAGCCUAAUGGGGUCACCACCAAAACUCCAGUCGGUGCUGGGAACACCUCUAGCCAUGGCCGCCGCAAAUUGUUCCCUGUGCUGGAUUUUGACUACGACUACAUCAGAGAACCGUUUGAGAUCGCUUUGUGGAUCCUGCUGGCCUGUCUGAUGAAGCUGGGAUUCCAUGUGAUCCCUACUCUGUCCAAUGUUGUCCCGGAGAGCUGUCUGCUGAUCGUCGUUGGCCUACUAGUAGGCGGCCUUAUGAAGGCCGUUGGUGAAAGGCCUCUAGUCAUGAAGUCAAAUAUUUUCUUUCUUUACCUUUUGCCACCUAUUAUCCUGGAUGCUGGAUAUUUCCUUCCACUGCGCUCCUUCUCAGAAAAUAUGGGAACAAUUCUAAUGUUUGCCGUGUUGGGGACACUGUGGAAUGCUUUCUUUAUAGGCUCUUUGUUGUAUGGUGUGUGCCAGAUUAGCGGGGCAGAGCUAGCGAAAGUAGGACUCUUGGACAACUUGCUGUUCGGUAGUAUCAUUUCGGCUGUCGACCCGGUUGCUGUCUUGGCUGUUUUUGAAGAGAUCCAUAUCAAUGAGUUGCUCCACAUCUUGGUGUUCGGAGAGUCCUUACUUAAUGAUGCCGUCACAGUGGUUUUGUAUCAUCUGUUUGAAGAGUUUUCUAACUUGGAUCAGGUGACAUUCCGUGAUAUUGCCCUGGGGUUCCUGAGUUUCUUCAUCGUUUCCCUUGGAGGGGUGUUUGUAGGACUUGUAUACGGCAUAAUCGCAGCCUUCACUUCCCGCUUCACAUCGCACAUCAGAGUUAUUGAGCCAUUGUUUGUUUUCCUCUAUAGUUAUAUGGCAUACAUGUCUGCAGAACUCUUCCAUCUUUCUGGAAUUAUGGCUCUCAUUGCCUCAGGUGUAGUAAUGCGACCUUAUGUUGAGGCAAAUAUUUCCCACAAGUCUCAUACCACAAUCAAAUAUUUCCUGAAGAUGUGGAGCAGUGUCAGCGAGACCUUAAUCUUCAUCUUCCUGGGGGUCUCUACUGUGGCUGGACCCCAUUCUUGGAAUUGGACCUAUGUCAUCAGUACCCUUAUAUUCUGUCUGACAGCACGUGUACUAGGUGUCAUAAGUUUGACUUGGUUUAUUAACAAGUUCCGCAUAGUCAAACUGACAAGUAAAGAUCAGUUCAUUAUUGCCUACGGUGGUCUGCGUGGUGCCAUUGCCUUCUCCCUGGGAUAUUUAUUACAUAGCAACAACAGGGAAAUGUUCCUGACUGCUAUAAUAACAGUCAUAUUCUUUACAGUGUUCGUACAGGGAAUGACAAUUCGGCCACUAGUGGAACUUUUAGCUGUGAAAAAGAAGCAAGAGACCAAGCGUUCAAUAAAUGAAGAGAUCCAUACUCAGUUUCUUGAUCAUCUUCUGACUGGAAUUGAAGACAUUUGUGGUCACUAUGGCCAUCAUCACUGGAAGGACAAAUUGAACCGCUUCAAUAAAACUUAUGUGAAGAAGUGCCUUAUUGCAGGGGAGAGAUCUACAGAGCCACAGCUCAUUGCCUUUUAUCAUAAAAUGGAGAUGAAGCAGGCAAUAGAAUUAGUGGAGAGUGGUGGCAUUGGAAGGAUCCCGUCUGCUGUAUCUACCGUAUCCAUACAGAAUAUUCAACCAAAGCCUAAGCUAUCAGAUAGAGUCAUUCCAACACUAUCUAAAGUUAAAGAGGAGGAGAUACGCAAGAUUCUCCGCAACAACUUACAAAAAACACGUCAAAGGCUACGCUCUUACAACAGGCACACAUUGGUUGCUGAUCCAUAUGAGGAAGCCUGGAACCAGAUGUUACUCAGACGGCAAAAAAUUAAUCAGAUAGAUCAUCAGGCUGCUAAUUAUUUAACCGUUCCUGUGCACAAGUUGGAUUCGCCUACUCUUUCCAGGGCACGUGUUGGUUCAGAUCCUAUCGCUUACGAGCCAAAGUCAAAUGCUGGAAAUCUUCCAGUAAUUACCAUUGACCCUGCUUCCCCUGAGUCAGUGGAUCUUAUUGAUGAAACGCAAGAAGACGACGACGAAGGUGGGAUCACCAUGGUAGCCCAGGAGCCCCCUUCACCUGGGGCCGAUGAUGUGUUUCAUCCUAGUGAAAGUUCUAACACCCAGCGCUUACAAAGAUGUUUAAGUGAUCCUGGGCCUCAGCCUGAAGAAAACCAACCUUUCCUGCCCAAAGCAGAGUGAUCUGUAGAGUAUGUAACUGGGCUGA